Danaus plexippus (monarch butterfly) is the source of this 3158-nucleotide messenger RNA. It is a transcript of the gene casp, whose product is annotated as FAS-associated factor 1. The record is from RefSeq and is a predicted model, not a curated record. Lineage: Eukaryota; Metazoa; Arthropoda; Insecta; Lepidoptera; Nymphalidae. The transcript is spliced from 16 exons. Bases 91 to 2004 code for a protein of 637 amino acids. Gene Ontology annotation, molecular function: ubiquitin binding. Gene Ontology annotation, cellular component: endoplasmic reticulum; nucleus.
GUCAUAAGUAAUGUUUGAGUGUGAUUUGUCUGCAAUAUUAAAUGUCAUACUUCAUAGGAGAGUAGUAUUUUUGUGCUCAAUAAUAUCGAAAUGGCUGAGAAUAGAGAAGAAAUUCUUGCGAAUUUUCAAGGAAUAACAAAUAUUGAAGAUGUUGCUGAAGCAAUAUUCCAUUUAGAAGAAGCAAAUUGGGAUUUACUUUCUGCCAUAAACCGAGUGAUGCCUCAAGAUGGAAGCAGCUCAGCAUCCCAUUCCAAUGACACUCACGAUGUGGAGAUGAUAGAUGACGACAUAUCUGUGAUAACUCCAAAAACUCACCCACCCGAUCGGGAAGACAGUCAAGCCUCAACAUCAUCCCCUAGAAAUAAUUCCCUCAACCUAGUAGAGUUACAAGUUCAUUGUAAUAAUAAGAUACACGAGAUCAAAAUAUCAGGUUCAGCGACAGUCAAUGAUCUCAAGAAGCGUUUGGAACUGGUAUGUGGAAUUCCAGUUUGCAGACAGCAAAUAUCUGGUCUAGGUGGUUCCAGAGCGACCUCCACUGCUGCAUUGUCGACACUCGGUCUAACAAGGAAUGCUGUUCUACGGCUGAAGGCUGCCGAUACUGUCAUGGCUGAUGAUGAGGUAGCGGAAAGAUUGACAACGACCUACGUACUCCGAGUUAAGCAUGACGAGAGGGAAUACACACUCAAAUAUCCUGGAACGAAAACUGUACAAGAAGUCAAAAACGACCUCUACUCACUCACAGAUAUACCCGUCAGAUAUCAAGUAUGGACGGGCUGGCCGACUGUGUCAGGUCUGGAUGACACAGUGUUAGCUAUGGUCGGUCUAGAUCUACCACAGCAUGAGCUCACAGUCAAAAGAGCACCCAGAUUCAAGGAGUACAAAAGAAUUAUAGUUGAAAGUUCAGAUAGUGAGAACAGUUCGGUUGAAGAAGUAGAAGACGGUGACAAUUUCCCAACGGAGGAUGAUAUGUUUGUUGAUGUAACCUCGGAAAGACUGCAGCCAUUGAUGUCGGAUAACAUUGAAGAUGAAGCCCUCGGCUGUAUAGAGUUCUCACAACGUUUCCGAGCCCGCUAUGGUCCUAACACACCUAAUUUCUUCGAGGGUACCCUACAUGAUGCAAUCAAAGAAUCCUGUCUCAAACCAGCCAAUGAGCGUAAGCUGUUAGGUGUGUACCUGCAUCACGAGCAGUCUGUGUUGUCUAACGUGUUCUGUGCACAGCUUCUGGGAUGUGAAACUGUGCUGCAAACCCUCGCAGCUAACUUUGUGCUAUACGGCUGGGAUCUCACACAUCCACAUAAUAAUAAUAUGUUGUUGUCAUCUAUAGCCAGUUCCCUGGGACCUGUCGCCAGUAUGACUGUCCGCAGCAUCCCAGUGGAGCGUCUCCCCGCCUUGCUCGUCAUCAUGAGAGUGAGAUCCAACACCGAAAUAUACUCCGUCAUUAAUGGUAACGUGGGCGUGUCUGAGCUGGUUGGUGGUUUAGUGGAAGCGCUUGAGAGGUUCGCCGUGCAAAGGGCGGAGGACGCGAGGGUCGAGAGGGAGCGGGACGCGCGGCAGAAGGUCAAGAGAGAGCAGGACGAGGCCUACCAGCGGAGUCUAGAGGCGGACAGAGCGAAAGAAGAAAUAAAAAAACAGCAGGAACUAGAAAGAAAUCAAGAAUUAGAGAGAGCGGAGUUAGAAAGACUUAUGGAGGAGGCCAAAAAAGAGGAGCAGCGUGCCGGUGCCGCAGCCCGAGUGCCGUGUGAACCUGCGGCGGGUGCUGCGGACGUGGCCCGCGUGCGAGUGAGACUGCCGCCGCCCCACCACGAGUGUCUCGAGCGACGCUUCAACGCCACUGACACGCUCGCGGCGUUGUUAGACUUCCUCGCCUCAAAGGGUUACCCACAGGAGAACUACAAAGUAAUAGCUAGCUGGCCUAGAAGAGACCUGACGAUGGAAUCUCACAGCAGCACAUUGAAAGCGUUAAAGCUGUAUCCGCAGGAGACGGUUAUGUUGGAGGAGCGGUGAACGGACACUACACAAGAACGGACCAGUUUCACGAUUAUGUUAUAUACAGUUAGGCCACGUACACACUGGAAGAAUAAAACAUAGGACUACAGAGAAACGUUUGCAUAUAUGCUCAUGGAUUUAUUUUAUCUAAUUUGAUUUACUCCAAAUGAUAAAUGUAUUCAACUUCCAUUCUGAAUUUAUAUCCCAUAUGGUUCCUGGCGGAAAUUUACCAGUAUUAUGGCUAUGGAAUUGUGACUCUGCGAAAGUUUACUGAUAUUUUUGAUUUACUUUAGUUAAUUUUGAUGUACUGGAAUGUGAAACUAGUACGUUUCCCGUGUCCCCGCUCGUAGGAUUCCAAAAGCUGGUUUUAUUUUCAUUAAAAACAAUUCCCGGCGAGUUGUGUAUGUGAAGAAACUUGCAGCUGAUUAAAUAUUAGUUUAUAUUUGUAUAAAUGGUAUUGUAUGUGAAUUAAAAUAAUUAAAAUAUAUCAUAGUUUGGUUAAUGCGAAGGGCGGUAGUGAUUUUUUUUUAUCUACAAAAAUUAUCGGUAACAAACCUUCUUUCCUACAGUCUUCGUCCAUAAUUUAAAAAAAAAUCCGAUGUCGGAUAAACAGAUACAGAUAAUAGUUUUGGUUGGCGGGCUAUGACACGGUUUCGUUUUCCUCACUGCCAUCCUGAUUUCUGCUUCAAAGCCACAUUACCUCAUUGCUACAAGCGAUAAGUCUAUAAAAACUUAAUUUCCUUCUAUCAAACAUAGCAACAGCAUUCGCCUGUUCGCACUAGUAUAACAAAACUAUUUUUAUUAGAAUGAAAUAGAUAUUUUUUUACAAGUCCUUAUCACAUUACAUCUAACUACUGUUCACCCUUUUCAUGAUUCGGGCUGGCAAUGAGUCGUUAUAAAUGAUUUCUUUAUUAUUUUUAAACCCCAAUCGACUUCAAAUCAUAAUCGCAUAGCAAAUAUAUUUUUCGCUACACAAGUAACUCGUACAUCCAAGGCCUAUAUUGUUUUAACGUGCCCAAAGACCCUUCGGGCCUAACGGUUUAAGCAUACAUAAGAUGAAUUACGCUAAUACCUAUCCAAGAUUUUGAACUUUGUAAUUUUUCACCAAAAAACCACUUGACUUUAAGUGUAUUGAAGGUUAUAUUCAAAUAAUAAACAGAAAGGAAAAUGUU